Molecule: messenger RNA, 659 nt
Organism: Sorghum bicolor (sorghum)
Lineage: Eukaryota; Viridiplantae; Streptophyta; Magnoliopsida; Poales; Poaceae
Product: 40S ribosomal protein S27
Exons: 4
Coding region: 158-418 (86 amino acids)
Biological process (GO): translation; ribosomal small subunit assembly
Cellular component (GO): ribosome; cytosolic small ribosomal subunit
Molecular function (GO): RNA binding; structural constituent of ribosome
Source: RefSeq, a predicted model, not a curated record
CGCCACCCACACGGCCGCACCUAUAUAUAAAGCAUCCACCCUCCGCUCUAGGCUUCCUCCCCGCCGCCACUACGCGCUCGCCGUUGCCCCCCUCUCUGUCUCCCUUCCUCCAUAGCAGGCGCAGGCCAGGAACGCCCAAGGCGACCGCAUCUCCAAGAUGGUGCUGCAAAACGACAUCGACUUGCUCAACCCGCCGGCAGAGCUUGAGAAGCUAAAGCACAAGAAGAAGCGCCUCGUCCAGUCCCCCAACUCCUUCUUCAUGGAUGUCAAGUGCCAGGGCUGUUUCAGCAUAACCACUGUGUUCAGCCACUCCCAGACUGUGGUUGUGUGCCCAGGCUGCCAAACUGUUCUCUGCCAACCUACUGGUGGGAAGGCCAGGCUCACUGAGGGGUGCUCCUUCCGUCGCAAGGGCGAUUAGAUUCUGCUGUCUCUUAAUGGGAGAAGAGAGAACUUUGCUGUUUUGCUACCUUACCAUGUUCCGCACUCGUCGAAGAUUUUGUUAAUUAUUAUGGCUAUUUAGCGUGCCCUGGCAAUGCUUUUGUAAACGCGCACUUUGCUUGAGCUUAGUGACAUCUACUAAGGUGCUGUUUGGUUUUGCUAAGGUAGUGUCAAAUGUUAAUGAAAUCAGUUGCUGGCGUUAUUUGAUGGGAUUUAACUAA